This is a messenger RNA of Amphiprion ocellaris (clown anemonefish), 7124 nucleotides long. It is a transcript of the gene lrig2, whose product is annotated as leucine-rich repeats and immunoglobulin-like domains 2. The coding region runs from base 503 to 3694 and encodes 1063 amino acids. The record is from RefSeq and is a predicted model, not a curated record. Gene Ontology annotation, molecular function: protein binding. The transcript is spliced from 18 exons. Lineage: Eukaryota; Metazoa; Chordata; Actinopteri; Pomacentridae.
GGAUCUAUGGUAUCCUAUGUCAUCAACUCACGGCGCUUUGUUGUUUUUUCGGGAUAGAAAGAUUGAGAAAACAAUUGAAAUUCGUUGCAAACAGUCCGGAUUAAGUGAAUAUAGCACUUCAUUUGGUUCGGUUUAAUCAGAAGCCCACAACAUCUGGAAUUAAACUGCUCUUGUCAGGUGAAAAGUGGCGUAUUUUUGUGACCACAUCAGCUCCGCAGUGAGCUAGCUAGCUACUCCAGGAGGGUGUCCUGAUUGGAGCGGAAGGAAUUCCAGGCACUGGGAAGAAGGGCAGAAUCUCUGCUGGGAUGCCUCACGCAAGUUGGAAAAAACUGCAUUUGACGAUUCCACCGGGAGUCAUGACGCUAUAAAUCUGGAGUAUGAGUUCAUUUGACUAAUAUCAGUUUGCAGGAACAGUUUGGCGGCUUUGUAACUGUUAAGUUAACGUGCCAGUUUAGCGAGUUAGCUAGCCACGUAGCUACCUCUCAGUGGUAAGACAUUUAAAAUGGCGGAAGGUUGGCCCAGUCCUUCGGUUCUUGUCUUCAUGCUGCUGAGUUUGAGUGCCAGGGCCAGUGAGUCUUGUCCAGCUGCUUGUUCGUGUUCAAAAGGACAGGAUGAGGUUUAUAUUCUGGACUGCAACAGAAGAAAGCUGUCGGUGGCUCAGCUGGACCCCCCAGAUGGGAUAACCCAAGUCACCAUGAAUCACAAUGAGCUGACGGUUCUUCCAUUCCUUGGGGAUGUUUCUUCAAACAUCACCUCACUGUCGUUAGUCCACAAUCGGAUCUCUGAGCUGUUGAUGCAUCAGCUACAGCCAUAUGUUUCCCUGGAGACAUUGGACCUUACAUCCAACUCUAUCUCUGAGCUCAAAGUUGGAUCCUUCCCGUCUUUGCAACUGAAAUAUCUGAAUUUGAGUAACAACAAGAUCAGUGUCCUCGAGCCUGGCUGCUUUGAAAACAUCUCCAGCUCCCUGCUGGUGCUGAGACUGAACAGAAACAGAUUAGCAGUGCUGCCAUCCAAAGUCUUCAAACUUCCACAGCUUCAGUUUCUUGAGAUGAAGCGCAACAAGAUCAAGAUAGUGGACAGUCUGACAUUUAAAGGGAUGGACUCAUUGAAGUCACUGAAGAUGCAGAGGAAUGGCAUCACUAAGCUCAUGGAUGGGGCCUUUUUUGGACUUAACAAUAUUGAAGAAUUAGAGCUGGAACACAACAACCUAACUGAGGUUAACAAAGGUUGGUUAUAUGGCCUGCGCUUGCUGCGUAUCCUGCGGGUCAGCCAAAAUGCUGUUGGCAUCAUUCGACCAGACGCCUGGGAGUUUUGCCAAAAGCUGGAGGAACUAGAUUUGUCCUCCAAUCACCUGACUAGACUGGAGGAGACAGCGUUCAUAGGAUUAGGUCUCCUGGAGAGCCUAAACCUGGGAGAAAACUCCAUCAGCCAUUUGGGAGAGGGAGUGUUCAGUGGCUUGGCAAGUCUGCGCACCCUAGAUAUCCACAAUAAUGAAAUCUCCUGGGCCAUCGAAGACUCCAUAGGUGUAUUUGAUGGAAUGAAGAAGCUGAAUACACUAAUCCUACAGCAGAACAAAAUCAAAUCAAUCACUAAAAAAGCAUUUGAGGGCCUGGAGGAGCUGGAACACCUGGACCUCAGCAAAAAUGGCAUCAUGUCGAUACACCCUGAGGCGUUGUCCCAUAUGAAGCUCAAAGUAUUUGUUCUGAACACGAGCAGCCUGCUUUGUGACUGUCAUAUGCAGUGGCUGGGUCCUUGGCUGACAGACAGCCAAUUCCAGCAGUCUGUCUCCGCUAUCUGUGCCCAUCCUACCAAUCUACUUGGUCGCAAUGUUCUCUCCAUCAGCCUGGAGGAGUUUGUUUGUGAUGAUUUCCCAAAGCCUCAGAUCACAACUCACCCAGAGACAUCUGUGGCACUGCGGGCCAACAAUGUGACACUGAGCUGCAUUGCGUCCAGCAGCAGUGAUUCACCAAUGACCACAGCGUGGCGAAAGGAUGGGGAGGUGCUGUAUGAUGCAGAAGUGCAAAACUACGCCCGGUACCAGGAAGGAGAGCUGAUCUAUACCACUGUGCUUCACCUCCUCAAUGUCAACUUCACUGAUGAGGGCCGUUAUCAGUGUGUGGUCUCCAAUCACUUUGGCUCCAACUACUCCAACAGAGCAAAGCUUACUGUCAAUGAGCUGCCUUCCUUUCUUAAGACUCCCAUGGAUCUGACUAUCCGGACUGGGACCAUGGCCAGGCUGGAGUGUGCUGCUGAAGGCCAUCCGUCACCGCAGAUUGCUUGGCAAAAGGAUGGAGGCACUGACUUCCCUGCUGCCCGGGAGCGCCGGAUGCAUGUGAUGCCGGAUGAUGACAUCUUUUUCAUUGCUAACGUGAAGACAGAAGACAUGGGAGUGUACAGCUGUACAGCUCAGAAUGCAGCUGGUAGUCUGUCGGCAAAUGCUACACUGACUGUCUUGGAAACUCCGUCCUUCAUGCGACCACUUGAAGACAGAACAGUGGCCCGUGGUGAAACUGCUGUGCUUCAGUGUAUAGCUGGAGGCAGCCCUGCUCCACGUCUUAACUGGACUAAAGAUGAUGGACCUUUGGUGCUAACAGAACGCCAUUUUUUCGCUGCAGCCAACCAACUACUCAUCAUAGUUGAUGCUGGUCCCGCUGAUGCUGGGAAAUACACCUGCAUCAUGUCUAAUACUCUGGGUACAGAGCGUGGCCACAUCUACCUGAGUGUUUCACCAUCGCCAAACUGUGAUACUGGCACAGGGUAUGACCAGGAUGGCUGGACUACUGUGGGCAUCGUGGUGAUUGUGGUGGUGUGCUGUGUGGUUGGAACCUCGCUGGUCUGGGUCAUUGUCAUCUAUCACAUGCGUAGGAAAAGUGAAGACUACAGUAUCACCAACACAGAUGAGAUGAAUUUGCCAGCAGAUAUCCCCAGCUACCUGUCCUCUCAGGGUACAUUGUCAGAGCCUCAGGAAGGCUACAGUAAUUCUGAGGCUGGCAGCCAUCAGCAGCUUAUGCCUCCUCUCUCCAAUGGAUACGUUCAUAAGGGCACAGAUGGUGUGUGUUACGGAGACACGGGCAGUGAGGUGGAAACUGAGGGGAAUGGCAUGCUGCACUGCAGGGUUGGCUCUCUAUUCACUGGCCGUAGCAGCUUCCAUCCUGGUGAGCCUCGUGAGGGACUUGCUGGAGUUUCCACAGGUGGUGCAGGUCCACUGGUCAUCUGCUCAGACUGCUACGACAAUGCCAACAUCUACUCUCGCACACGGGACUAUUGCCCUUAUGCCUAUCUGGGGGAGGAGGAUGCACUGGACAACCCUCUGCCAAGCCUGAAGGAGAGCAUCAGUGAGCAUGCUCAGCACAAGGACACAACACUGGAGAGCUUCAUUAGCAACCAGGACCCUUCGGUCUUUCUCACCUCACACGACAAAAGGCUCAGCAGCCACACUCCGCCAGAGCACUACUCUAAUGAUUUCCUUAGCAGGUCUUUCUGGAGAGAUGGGGAAGAUGCAGCCUCAAAAUCGCAAUCAGGAGCAUCCCAGCUCCCAGUGACUGUACUCGGGACAGCCCCUCUGACUUCUGCUGCAGAUGUGGCAGUGGAAAAGAAUGAAGCAGAGGUAGACUGUUUCCCCAGCCAGUGCACCCAGGACCACAAAAGUGCCUCUAAUAGGACUAACCUUCAGGAGCAUCCAGCUCCCACAUAGAUCUUUACACUCUGACCACUUCUGCCUCUGACUUGUUGUUGCUGCACCCCUCCCAUCCCCACUUUCACCCACUACCUCCAAAGAGACUCCUCACAUUCUGCCAAAGAUGCUCUCUUGUAUGUUUACAUCCCCCUUUCACUCAAGAGGACAAGGUAACAUUCUCCACUGGUGUAAGACUGCUGUGCAGACUGGAUAAAUGGAGUGGUGAUUAAAGUGACCUCCUCCUUGACACCUCCACCUCUAGAGGACCUCUGUCUCCCACAUCCUCCACUCUUCUUUGUUCUCAUACUUGAGAAAACUAUGAAUGUAUGCUUUAAAGAGCCAUGUCAGAUGCUGCCAUGAGAGAACACCAAGACACGGUCGAAUCUAUACAAGCUCUCUGCUGCUGUGGGACUGAAAUAAUGUGCCAGUUGACAUCACACUGGCAUCAUUGCUAGUACAGACACCUGUUGGAGCAGCCUCCAUGACUUGAGAGAAAAUCACUUAGCACCUCUUCCCAAGUAGGGGGAAAUGGGGGUUAAACAGGGGACGGUUGUAGUUCCCUGACCAGCAGUUUUUGGUUGAUCACAUUGGACACCCUUUAAGGCAAAACCGCCCUCAUUCCGACAGCCAUCCUGACUGACUCAAAAUUAUGCUAUGGUAUCCUGUUAUGCAAAUUCCAGAGACAGUGACACCAAAAUAUGGUGUAUAUUAUGAAUAUAUAUGAAUAUAUCCUGUAUUAUCUUUAUCUGAUCUUGUUUUUGUCCUAUAUCAAACGCAGUUGUUAAUUCCAUUAAUUGUAUGUCUUCAUAAUGAUCAGUUUGGGGAGAAAGCGUAGUUGUUUUGCACAUGAGACAAUCACAAUAUUGCUGGCUACUUUGUAAUGGUUGUCUAAUGGAUGGCCUUUUUAACAAGCAUUCUCAGCAAUCUUGUUCAGGUGACAACUUUAUUUUUAUACAGUAUGCACUGAUUUUGUUCCCUUUUAUCAUAUGUUACAGGCACUUAAUUUAAUGGUGGCAAGUUUUAAUAUGCAGUCUGCAUACUGUUUUACAUUGGGAGGAUUUAUCAUCACAGUUUUAUCUCAAAAAGGUCACGACCCUUCCAUAAAUACUGAUUAAGCCUAGGUUUUCACUUGGGACUGUGAAAAAUUAGAAUGUAUUUUAUUAUUUUAUACAUGUAUGUAUGUGUACAUAAUGCUAGUUAUCUAUUAAAUGCCAUGUCCUUUUAGUCAAUUUGAAUAGAGAUUUGAGACGCAACCUGCAGUAAGUUUUAAAACAUUAAGCUUAUUUGUUUAAGCUUACGCUGCCCUUUGUUAACCAGAAUUUUUUACGUGUUGGUUCAGGUAACAAGAUGAACAUUUUCGUGAUAAUUGGGUCUUAUUUUCCUCGAAAACAGUAAUCAGACAGCAGCUGGCUUCAGUAAACAGCGCUGUUUCCAAAUGUCAGCUGUAACAUUGCUUUGAGGUUUAAAAAUUAAAAUGCCUCUCAUUUAGUGAGGACCUGUUUAAUCAGGUUUGAUCUCAUGAAAUGUUCUUAAAAAUCCUCUCGAGUGUUGCUCUUCAGAGUUGCUCAAAUGUGAUUGGUUUUGUGACUCUUAUACUGUAUCUGCUCAGUAUAUUUAGUAAGUUGCCCUUAGCUGCCAGUAUAUUAGACAUACCUACCUAAAAUGAUUGAAGCCAGUGAAACCAGUCUGUUGAUAGCUAAUCCUGCUAUGUUCAGUUGGUGUUAACCCUUUGAUGGGCAGUGUGGGUCAGGAGAUACCCAUUUUCCAUUGGAUUUGGGUCAUUUUUGAUACACCCAUGCGCAUACAACAUGGGUCAACACCACAGUGGUGUUGAUUAACUUUAAUGGUUGUUGUGGAGGAUGUAGUUACACUGACAUAAAUUGUCAUUGUUUUUCCUCCCAAUUUACAUCACUCUGUGCAGAAACACCAUUUUGCGUAAUGCAGAACAUUUCGGCAGCACCUCACACUGCCUUCUCCAUAAUGAUUAUAGAGGUGAAUCAACACAGUUUUAACAAAAACUGAACAUUAUAACCCUCAUUAAUUCAAAAUAAGUAUGUCUAAUAAACUGGUACCUGAGUCUAUAUCAUUGUCAGUUUUGUAGCGAUGAUGUGUGACAGCAGAUUGCCUCCAUAUUCUGGAGGUUUGUUGUUGUUAUUGUCAUUUCACAGUGAUAAUCAUUACUCCUACAUUCUGCUGUGCUAUUGGUGGCCAAGAAAAGAUCUGACAUGUUGUAGUGGUACAGAGUGUUCAAGGGUACCGAGUUCAGCCACAAGAAAAAUCGAUAAUGCUGAAAAGUUAAUCUGCAGUCCAUUUGUGAUGACGUAGCUUGAUGUUAUGUUUUCCAUGCUGUGUCACAAAGUGUAGCAUGGUCAGACAAGUUAUUGUUACUUUAUUAUCAGUAAGUAUUUAAAAUUCCAUUAAGUUACAAAUGGUAUGCAUAAAGCUGCACCUCCUAUAUAUUGUUCCUCUGAUUUGGUUGUAAUUUGUUUUCAUAUGUACAUAACCAUUCAAAAGUUUGGGGUCACUUAGAAAUGUCCUUAUUUUUUGAAAGAAAAGCAUUUUUUUUUCAAUGAAGAUAACAUUAAAUUAAUCAGAAAUACAGUCCAGAGAUAGGUAAACAACUGUUCUAGCUGGAAACAGCUGAUUUUUAAUGGAAUAUCUACAUAGGGCUAUCAAGGAACAUUUCCAGCAACCAUCGCUCAUCUAUUCUAAUGCUACAUUGUGUUAGCUAAUGGUGUUGAAAAGCUGAUUGAUGAUUAGAAAACCCUUGUGCAUUUAUGUUAGCACACGAAUGAAAGUGUGAGUUUUCAUGGAAAACAUGAAAUUGUCUGGGUGACACCAAACUUUUGAAUGAUAGUGUAGGUACAAGUGUUUGCUCCUUCAUUUCCAAAUCAGCACAUUCCAUGUCUAUUCCUGGGAAACUGAUAUCAGCUACAAAGGUGAUAUUAGACUAAUACUUUUUUCUAAGCCAACACUAAUGCCUAAGCAUGACUUCCUGGUUUGCCUGAUACACUCCGUAUUUCAGUCAUAGCAGAUCCUGGUUGUUUCUUGAUGUUCUCUGACUGUUGGCCAAAGUUAAUUUCAUGCCCCUCCUGAGCGACACAAAAAUUUAAAUGAAAACUUGCAGCGACAAGUCAUUCUAAUGGAGCUGCAUGUCCGGGGGACAUACAUCGAUUCAGUGUUCAAUACUUUCUACCCACACAGCCUAGCAUAAUGUGCAUUUGUUUUAUUUUAUUAUCUGAAACGUCCUUUAUGACUUUAUACCAAAGUUUAGCAGUAACUGCUCUGGCAAUAUCCAAUGCUGCUUUUUUUUGUAUUGUUGAAGUUUUGCAAUUUUUUUUUUCAAUUGUAUUUUGAACUUUGUUUACUUGUACAUUCUGUAAAGCAUGUCUAAAGAGCCCUUUUGUUACAUAGCCAUUACUCGAACAUUAAACGUGAAUUCUGAUAA